Messenger RNA from Priapulus caudatus, 488 nucleotides. RefSeq names its product 60S ribosomal protein L32-like. Gene Ontology annotation, cellular component: ribosome; cytosolic large ribosomal subunit. Gene Ontology annotation, biological process: translation. Bases 37 to 444 code for a protein of 135 amino acids. The transcript has 4 exons. Gene Ontology annotation, molecular function: structural constituent of ribosome. NCBI's taxonomy places the organism in Eukaryota, Metazoa, Priapulida, Priapulimorpha, Priapulimorphida, Priapulidae. The record is from RefSeq and is a predicted model, not a curated record.
UUCCUUCUUGGAUAAAGAUUGGCAUAAGUUAUCAGCAUGGGUGCAAUCACCCCACUUCUGAAGCCGAGGAUAAAGAAGAAGCGAGUGAAGAGGUUCAUUCGCCACCAGUCGGACAGAUAUGUUAAAGUGAAGAAAAAUUGGAGGAAGCCAAAGGGUAUUGAUAACAGAGUUCGCAGGAGGUUCAAGGGACAGUACCUCAUGCCCAGCAUUGGUUAUGGAAGUGCUAAGAAGACGAAACACAUGCUGCCAGACGGCUUCAGAAAGUUCCUAGUACACAACAUCAAGGAACUGGAAGUACUCAUGAUGCAGAACCGCCGGUUCUGUGCUGAGAUUUCGCAUUCCGUGUCAGCGAGAAAGCGCAAGGCAAUCGUUGAGAGGGCCGCUCAGCUGGCUAUCAAAGUAACGAACCCCAAUGCACGAUUAAGGUCGGAGGAGAACGAGUAAUUUCCUGUGUUUUCUGUAAAGUAAAAUAAAGACGUCAAUAUGUA